Rhodamnia argentea is the source of this 3440-nucleotide messenger RNA. RefSeq names its product disease resistance protein RPS2-like. Gene Ontology annotation, molecular function: ADP binding; protein binding. The record is from RefSeq and is a predicted model, not a curated record. NCBI's taxonomy places the organism in Eukaryota, Viridiplantae, Streptophyta, Magnoliopsida, Myrtales, Myrtaceae.
CUUCUGCUAAUCCCUCUCUUUCUUCCCAUUCCCAUGGAGCUUCGGAGCCAAUCAAGACUUCUGCUAAAAUCUCAACCUUGGCACGUAAUAGUUCAGUUGCAGGUCAUACAAACCUCUCGACUAGUUGGGCCAUCCUCAACCUGAGCUGUUUCUUGAGUAUUUGACCCGGUGCCUCCAAAAUAUGGUUGAGGCAGCAGCUACGGCAGCGGCUGUUGAGGCAUACAGGGAUGGGAAAAGCUUAAUAGCUUAUGUUGGUCGCAAAAUCAAUUAUGCAAGUGAUCUUCAAAAGAAUUUUAGAAGGCUCAUAGAGGAAGCAGAGAAACUCUUUGCUAGGAGAGAUGACGUGGAAGCUGAAGCAAACAAAGACAAGACAAAGAAAAAAACUAAAGAGUGUGAAGCCUGGAUUGGUAGGGUUAAGAAUGUUGAGUAUGAGGUUCAAGAACUAGAAAAUGAAUUUAGAAAAGGAAGAAAACGUUCAUGGAAAGGGCGUCGCAUUUGGUCAGCUUCCAAUUUCAGUAAACGUUUGGCUGAGAAGUGCGAGGAAUUGCAUAGUCUGUGGGCAGAAGGAAGACUUGAAACAGAGGCAGUUGUCGAGAGACCACCUGAGCCUGUCAGAAUAAUGCAUGCCCUGAAAACAGAAAACAAGCCAUCAAUCCACUGUGCUGUUGAAGAGAUCCUUGGUUACUUGAGGGACCCCAAUGUGAAAAGAAUUGGGCUUUGGGGGACGGUGGGAAUAGGGAAGACCACCAUCAUGCAUAAUUUGAAUGAUGACGUAGAGAUCAGCAAAAUGUUUGACAUUGUAAUAUCAGCAUCAGUUUCCAAAGAAAGUAGCAUAGAGAAGUUGCAGAAGGCAAUUGUGCAGAGGCUUAAAUUGAAUACCGAAGGGAUCAGUGAUCCACACGAAAUAUCGUGGAGAAUAUCAAAAGAAUUGGAGAACAAAAAAUUCUUGCUUCUUCUGGAUGAAGUUUGGAAUGUUUUUGAUUUACAGGCAGUAGGAUUACAUGAUAACAACCAGGAUAGCAAGGUAGUGUUAGCAAGUAGAUACCAACAUGUUUGUUGGGAUAUGGAAGUUGAUGAGUUGGUCAAUGUGAAAAGGCUGUCUGAAGCGGAUGCAUGGAAAAUGUUCCGGGAGAAAGUGGGGAGGAAUAUUAAUCUGCCUGGUGUUGAACCACUUGCCCAUCUAGUGGUUUCCGAAUGUGCUGGUUUACCACUUCUGAUUGACAGAGUUGCAAGAUACUUCAGAAAGAAGGAUAACAUUAAUCUCUGGAGGGAUGGAUUAAGAAGCUUGCGGAGAUGGCCUAGUGUCAAAGUUCAAGGCAUGGACGAAGUUCUUGAAUUUUUGAAAUUCUGUUAUGACGAGUUGGAUGAUGAAGGACAAAAGAUUUGUUUCCUAUAUGGCGCACUGUUUCCGGAGGAUUCUGAUGUCUAUAUAGAUUAUUUAUUGGAGUGCUGGAGAGCAGAAGGCUUUCUGAGUGAUGCAGUUGAUUUUACUGAAGCUCGUGAUCGGGGGCAUGGAAUAUUGCAUGAUCUCAUUGAUGUUUCCUUGCUAGAAAGAAGUGAAAAAAUAAAGCAUGUUAGAAUGAACAAAGUGCUCCGGAAUAUGGCACUCAAAAUUUCGUCAGAAGGCAAGAAUUCUAAAUUCUUGGUGAAAGCUUGUGAGGGGCUGAAAGAGGCCCCUGAUGAAGAAGAUUGGAAAAUGGCAAACCGCAUAUCUCUGAUGGAUAACCAACUGUCCACAUUGCCAGGAACAGUAGAUUGCACUUCUCUCCUAACCCUGAUGCUGCAGAGAAAUUAUGAGCUGGCAUUAAUUCCAGACUCAUUUUUCGGAUCUAUGGAAAAGCUUCGAGUUCUAGACUUGCAUGGCACUCGGAUCACAUCCUUGCCAUCAUCAAUGUUGUGCCUAACGGCUCUAAGAGCCCUAUAUCUGAAUUCUUGCAGCCUCUUAACCGAACUUCCUAUUGACAUGAAAGCAUUGGCACAUCUUGAGGUUCUUGAUAUACGAGGCACUGGAAUUGACUAUUUGCCGGUUCAGAUUGGGGACUUGCUUACUUUGAGAUGCUUGCGGAUUUCCUUAUCCAAUUCGUGUAUCAGACGGGUGAUUGAGGGACGGUCAAGAGUCAUGGACAUUGGUCACAAUGUCAUCUCAAGGCUUUCUUUGUUGGAAGAGCUUAGCAUCGAUGUGCAUCCUAAUAACCAAUGGUGGAAUGUGGUUGUCAAGACUAUUACACAAGAAGUGGCCACCUUGACACGCUUGACUUCUCUGUCAUUUUGUUUUCCUUCUGUUGACUAUCUGAAGAUUUUUGUUUCUAGCAGCUCACUCUUGAAGAAUAUCUGCUUCACCUUCCGAUUUUCUGUUGGUUACCAUGAAUCUACUAGAUACCGAAUCCUCGAUCAUUUUCAGUAUGAAAUUUGCAGGUGCUUGAAAUAUGCAAAUGGGGUGGGUGUGGAUCAUGCAAUUUCUGCUGUACUUGCUGAAACUGAUGCAUUUGAACUUUUAUGCCACAAGGGAAUUUCAAGCAUAUCAGACUUUGGCAAUGCCAACAUGAACAAGAUACGGGGUUGCCUAAUUGAAGGGUGCUCCGACAUUAAAGCCAUUGUUGAUGGCAACCAUUCCACAGCAGGUGCAUUGGAAUGCAUGGAGAAGAUAGUCAUAAACAAUGCCCCAAAAUUGACAUGCCUUUGGGAUGGUCCCGUCCAAUCUGGAAGCCUAGCCCAACUAACUUCUCUAAGCAUUUAUAAAUGUCCAAAACUGAUGAAAAUAUUCUCCUGUGGCAUGAUUCAACAACUUUCUAAGCUUCAGUAUUUGAGAGUUGAAGAGUGCCAUGAGAUUAGCGAGAUCAUCAUGAAAGCUGAAAACAACAAUUUAGACCCUAAUGCACUUCCAGGUCUAAAGACUCUGAUACUUAUUGAUUUGCCUAAGUUGAGAAGCAUUUGGACUGAUAACUCAUUAGUGUGGCCAUCAUUAGAGAGCAUUACCAUAUGCACAUGCCAAUCACUAAAGAGAUUGCCCUUCGGCAGCCAUAAUGCAGCCAAACUGAGACAUAUUGAAACUCAAAGAGUGUGGUGGAGGCAGCUGUUCUGGCAGGAAGAUGAAGUUGAACAAAGAUUACGACCUAUAUGCAUAUUCAGCUAGUAAUUGGCCCGUCUUAUGCUGGGAAAUUCUACAGCAUCUGUUACAAGAAGGGUCUCAAAGAGCCUGGGUUUGCCUUUGCUCACCUAUCUAUACUUGAAGCAGCUUUUAGAUCAUUGUGAGGCUUAGUUCGCUGAGAACUAAGGUCAGUUUACAUAACUUGUCUUCCAUUUCGUAUCGUGUAUUAUCAAACAAUUGUAUGUUGUAAUACUGAGACUUGAGAACUGAGUCAGCUGUCUUCUAGUUUGUAUAAUUAGACUAAUAAUUUGUUUAUAAGCUUAAUGUGUAUGCGGAGCCUUUUUCGUGGAAA